AUGACCGACGAGCGGCAGGCCAAGCUGUACCCGCAGUACUGCUUCCACCUGUCGCCGACCAUCAACCGCUGGUGUCAUAUCCGGAUUGCGGACAUCCUCGCCUUGACAAGCCACCCUGGGUUUCUGGGCCAAGAUAUCUAUUUCCAUCUUAACCACCCCAUUAAAUGGGUGCGCAUUGCCGGUGUUGUAAUCGCCGUUGACGAACGCGAAGGCAAACACAUUUACACGGUUGAUGAUAGCAGUGGUGCAAUAAUCGAAUGCGUUGUGGUUGUUGCGCCUCGACUCGGACCUGGAACUACGGCGAGGAAGGGAACAACAACAUCAAAUGCGAAAGACGCACAGCCUCUCCCGGUAGUCGACGCACCCAUCGACAUUGGGCACACCAUCGACAUCAAAGGCAGUCUCAGCACGUGGUGGGAGAAGAGGCAGAUCCGCGCCGAAAAAAUUGUCCACCUACACUCGACCGAGCAGGAGGUUCUGUUCUGGGAGAAGGUCACACUGCUGAGAAGGGAGGUGCUCUCCAAGCCGUGGGUGCUGGGCCGCCGAGAGGUGAGGAGGUGCAGGAGGGAGUACGAGGGGAGCCACUCCCGCCGGCUCACGAAGGCCAGAGACAGCUUCAAGACCGACCAGGGAAGAAUUGACACGGCAAAGGCGGAUCUCGGAAGAAGCAAGGCCCAAGGCAGCCACGAAGGGAAGGCUUUACCCAGGAGUUACUCCAGAGAAACCGGCCUAGAGAGGAAGGCCACCAAGCGUGUCAUGGGGCUGAUGCCUGUGGCGGCCCGCAACAAAACGUUGGGUUUGUGA
Messenger RNA from Canariomyces notabilis, 804 nucleotides. RefSeq lists its product as uncharacterized. NCBI's taxonomy places the organism in Eukaryota, Fungi, Ascomycota, Sordariomycetes, Sordariales, Chaetomiaceae. The record is from RefSeq and is a predicted model, not a curated record. Bases 1 to 804 code for a protein of 267 amino acids. The transcript has 2 exons.